Symbiodinium natans is the source of this 450-nucleotide messenger RNA. NCBI's taxonomy places the organism in Eukaryota, Dinophyceae, Suessiales, Symbiodiniaceae. The record is from the annotation of a GenBank genome assembly.
AUGGCUUCUUCAAGCACUUCUACUCUAGAAGAGCAGUACGAGGAGCUGGGCAAAAAGUUUGAUGCCCUGUCCCUUGUGGUUGCCAACGGCUUCGUCAAUGAUGGCUUGCCGACAGAUGAUGCUCAGUUGGAAGCCUUUGCUGUAAAGCACAUGUGCCUUGCAAUUGAGGCAAGGAAAAAACUUUGCUUCUCCAAAGUUGACAAUGGCACUGAAGAGUACGCUUUCUUUGUCAAGUACAAUGGGCGAUUCUAUGAGGUGUACGGAAAAGGCACGUGGACGCUGAAACAGUUGAAGGACCACAUUCUUGCAUUCAUUUGUCCAGAAUAUGGUCAUUUUUCGUUGACGCCACCUAUCGUCUUCAACCCUGCUGUGGUGGAGAACAACCGCAAGAAAGUGAAGACUCUGUUCCCCAACAAGAAGGUUGAAGUCUCUGUCGGUGGGGCAGUCUGA